GCAAGCCAAAACUGUCAGGCACAUCGUCUGCUCUUUGAUAGCAAGCAAUUAAAUUUCUGUGGUUUUUUAAAAUAAUUCAGUAACUUCAGAUGGCAAGCACGUUAUAUUAUUAACUUAAUCUUGGCAUUCAUGUAAUCCUGGCAGUUAUGUUUUCUAUGUAUAAUCGGCGGACGACUUGACUGUUCUGAGACGAGCUAAAAUACAUCUCAGAAGAUGGAUGAUCUUAAACAGCUGUUGAAGUCUGUGAAGUUACGAAAGCCUUCAGAACCUACAAGAGAUUAUUCAAAUCCAAAGACCGCUGGUUUUCUUCUGCCCAGUGAAAUCAGAGAGUAUCAAGAAAAUGUUCUGAAUUUUAACGCGGAAAAGUGGCUUGAAAUUCUUCAAGAUAUAACAUUUCCCACUGAAUAUUGCCCUUUGUAUUUAAAAGAAGCAGAAACGAUUGUUGCUGUAUAUGAUCGUCUGUACAAGAAUCUUGAUGAUUCUUUAAAAGCUGCAGUCGACUGGAAACAAAAUCUAAGUUCAGCGGAGAUGGACCUAGUAAAAGAAAUGGAAUCUCGCCUUCAGAAAGUAAUGGAUAAUUUCCUCACAUCAGAUUCUGAUUACUUAUUUGUGAAAACAUCAAGCAGAAGUGCUAAAGAUGCACCUCUGGCACAGGAAAGAUUUAAAGAGAUGUACCUUGAUCUUCUUUCAAAAGAAACUGAAGGUGCAGAGAGAAAUGAAAACAUCAAGGUUAUGUGCCUUUUGAAAGCAGCAUUCAUGGCUAUGAGAGUUAGAUCAUCCUCAGAGGUCAUGGACAUGAUGAUGCGCAGUGAAAGAAUCCACCAAGAUCUCACCCUUGCUUUAGAGUUUAGAGAAAAGUUUUGUGAGAACUUUGUGGUGCGAACUUUUGUUGACAUCGAUGUUGACAUGGAGUUUCGUGGCUUUGUGUUUCAAGGGGUGCUUACUGCAGUAUCACAAUAUAACUACCUAAUCUUCUCUCCAAAGCUUGUUGAGCAGAAAGAAAUUCUUCAAGCUAGGAUUGAAAAAUUUUAUGCAGAAAUAAUAAGGCCAAAACUGGAAUCAAGUUACUUUGAAAAAAUUUUUAUUAUUGACUUUGCUGUAGGAAGAAAAGAUCAGAGGCUGUGGGUGAUUGAAAUCAAUCCCUUCUUGGUGACAACUGAUGCUGCAUUGUUCAGCUGGGAGCAUGAGCGGUCCAUUCUAGAGGGCAAGGAAGGAUUUCACUUUCGCAUUACAACUCGACCAAAACCUGGAGCCAAAACCAUGCUUCCUCACAGCGUGAAAGCUUUGAUGGCACUGUAAAUUAUAUACAUAUAUCUCAUAAAUAUGUAUAAUGAUAUAUUUCCUACAUUUUACUUGUAUGUAUAUUUAUAGACAUACACACUCACAUGUAUAUAAAAAUAUUUUACUGCCUUUAUUUAUAAUUGUCAAGUUUAUCUUUUUGAAACUUGAAUUGUUACAUAUCAGUAAAACAUUAUAGUUAUUUGAAAUACUAUUUAAAAUGUACACCAAACAUUACUCCACACUUUGUAUUUUGUUUUCAAUUUUACAUUUGUCACUCAAAACUUUGAAUGGGCUUUAUGCAUGUCCCCAUCUGUUCUACUGUUAAAUUACUUUAUGUUGUCAUUUUGUAAAGUGAGAUAUUUUUAUGAUGUUCCAAACAUGUACACUGUAACCAUUUUUGUUCAAGCUUACUCAUCUGAACAUUGUAAAGUGCAUGAAUGUGAGACAUACCACUUUCAAGUCUGAGGAUACUGCUUUUAUGUGUGUACCUACACAAACUAUAGAGAUCUAGAGUGUGAACAAUGCAUCAAUUUGCAAGUUGUAAACUCAAGUCCACAAACACAAUAUAUAAAUUUCUGGAGGCUUGAAUGACUUGCUGAUUGUGUUUAACUGGUGGAUUUUCAAAAAAAUACGUCUAUGAUUGAUUUUUUUUUUUACAUUUCUUAUAGGGAAGCACAAUGUGCUGACAUUCUUACAAAAGUAUUUCUUAAAUUCAGAGGGAUGUAAAGAAUCAAGUGUGAUUUUUUAAAAGAUAUGUGCAAUUCUGACAUUGAGCGUUUCAGUAAAUGUAGUAAGACUUUGUUUCAAAUUUCCCAGUGUCUCUUACAGCCUCGAUCGUGCGCU
This is a messenger RNA of Pomacea canaliculata, 2124 nucleotides long. RefSeq lists its product as uncharacterized. The transcript has 4 exons. NCBI's taxonomy places the organism in Eukaryota, Metazoa, Mollusca, Gastropoda, Architaenioglossa, Ampullariidae. Gene Ontology annotation, cellular component: cytoplasm. The coding region runs from base 214 to 1299 and encodes 361 amino acids. The record is from RefSeq and is a predicted model, not a curated record.